UAUUAUUUUGAAAUAAUUGUCAAAAAUUCAUAUUUUGUUGUCGGUCCUGUCCCAAUUUUGUUUUGUUUUCAUAAAUGUGCAGUUAAAGAGACACAGAAACAGAGCUAUGGAUCGUUCCAACAUCCGGGAAUCAAAAAGCUUCGAGGAAAAUGAGGCAAACAUGCACACCAUGAAAACAAUCCACAGCUUGGAUGAAAUGUACAAAACCUAUGUACCUCCAACAGCAGCAGCAAAAAAUGAAAAACCUGCGCCCCCAUCAAUAUUGAAAAACCCAAGCACCGAGAAAACCAAAAGUCCAAAUUGUAUUAGGCCAGUGGCUCGGAAUCUAGCACCGUUCCUCUGUGCGACUCCCCUGCAGACCUAUCAAAUCUGUGGGCCAAGAGUUCAAUUUUCUUGCAUUCCCAUUGUAGGCGGACGUCGACACCAUAAUGUGCUCACCAAUCCUGUCCGGAUUGCAUCUGGACAAAUUAACAGGAGGAGUGGAAAUUGUUCAUCGUUUGAUAGCACCUUAAAUGGAGGCUCUCCCAGCUAUGCCAUACAAACAAACAAUGUUACCUUCGCCGAGCCACAAAUGUACAAUGAAUCGUUCUACUCCCAGAGUCCAUACUAUGGCGAUCAAAACUUUUCCGGCUACUCAACUGGAUUCAACUAUCCCGGACUUCCGGACCAGUGUCAACAGCCGUAUCCUUCCGAUCAAAGAUUUGACUAUCAGCAGACAUCCGUUGGCCCCGAUUCCCGAGACUGUCCGACGAGGUACAACAUCUUCAACGAUAACUACUACAGAUACACAUCUCAGGAGGAGAUUAAAAGCGUAUGCUCCAGUAAAUCCGUUUGCAGCCAGGGAGAUAAUCAACUGGUCAGCGAUAAUUGGGCAGGAUUAUCAAGUGAUGGUUUUGGACAGGCUGCUGCCAACGGUUUGCGUCUAACUUCUUUUUGCACCGCGAAAAAGACACCACUAACUGGAUUACUCAACGAUACUCGCCCAUGUCCUUUCAAUGGCGCAUCACAUCAAAUGGACUGCAGGACUUGCUCACCGAAGCCAAGCUGCGGCAGUUUAAAACGAAAACAUCUCAAGGUUCGUAUUGCAGGUGAUACCUGUUCCAAGAGCUCUUCUCAUGGGUCACUCCGAAGCACAUGCUCAGGGACUUCCGGUUGCAGUGACCUGAAGCCAUCGUGUUCAUCCGAUCGGGGAUUCAUUAUGCCAGAACCAGACUGUCACAUGACUUGUGAUGAACCCGAAAAUGAUUGCUGUGAUUCGGGACCUUCGUGCUGCCAGCCACAACUGACUUGUCCACCGAUGAUCUGCUGGAACGGCUGCGGCAAUGGAUGCAACACCAAUCAAUGUGAUAACAAUAACAAUGGCUGCACGAACAAUAGUUGCGUGAACAACAGUUGCAUGGACAAUUGUUGCAUGAACACAUACUGCAUGAACGGUUGCUUCUUGAACGAUGCACUCCAGGAUUGCACCGUCUACCGGAGGGACUACAAGCCAGUCAUGACUGUGUGCAACCAUUUGUAUCAACAUUAUGGCGGCUGCUGUUGGCAGGACUUGCCACUGGGCGGCGGAUGCGGGCCCUGCGGCGGUUGCUCCUCCUGUGGCGGAUAUGGUCCCUUAUCGAAUUUACCACACUGCUUGCCAUUUCCGGUUGAUGGCAACCGUUAUAUACCUCCAUCCGCCACCAUGGAUACCUGUAGCCGUCCAUUUUGCGAUCACUAUGCGGAGGAUCCUAAUACCUGCAAUUCUGGCAUGCAGGGAGGUCCCCCCUGCGCUGGAAACUCCAGCCUCCUUGGAUCUUGCUCAUUGGAGGGCUCAAAUACGCCAUGUUGCGAAACAAUGGAUUGCAUGCCACAACCCACAACCUGUGGCAGUAUUUGCAUACCACCACCUUGUGGCAGUAUUUGCAUACCACCACCUUGUGACAGUAUUUGCAUACCACCACCUUGUGGCAGUAUUUAAGGAAAAGCACUGACGCAAGGAUUGUGAUUUUACCAAUCUGAACAAAAAAAUUCAAGAAGUCAUUAGUACCGAAUUGAAAAAAAUAUAAUUUUGGAAUAUUUUGAUAUGCAACCUACAAAUAUAUACCGAAGGAGCAACGGCUAACCAUUAA
This is a messenger RNA of Drosophila serrata, 2108 nucleotides long. RefSeq lists its product as uncharacterized. Lineage: Eukaryota; Metazoa; Arthropoda; Insecta; Diptera; Drosophilidae. The record is from RefSeq and is a predicted model, not a curated record.